Messenger RNA from Psylliodes chrysocephalus, 1036 nucleotides. The record is from the annotation of a GenBank genome assembly. Lineage: Eukaryota; Metazoa; Arthropoda; Insecta; Coleoptera; Chrysomelidae.
CGAAUUCUGAUAAAACUAAAUGUUUGCGAUGAAGGAGCCCUCUUUUCCUGCUGUUACCGUGAGUUCGAUAGUAAAAGUUGUCUUACUGAAGUGCCGUUUUACCGAAAGCGAUUUUUGGGAAAAGUUAAUUAAGGUGGCCAAGGUACCUGGAGACAAUACCUAACCAUACCAAACAUUUUAAAAGAGUUUAACCCCAAUUUAAAAGGCUACUCAACCGGUACUGGCGAAUUCCUAUCGUCCCAUUCAAAUUUAAACGUCGCUUACCCGGUAGCCGCUGACGCGGACGCUUUACGACAAGCCAAGAUUUUGGUCAAAAAAAUCAAAAAUGAUCCCGACAUGGACGUAAAGAACGAUUGGAAGAUGGUUACUGUAUUUUUUGGCGCCAACGACUUGUGCUCGGCACAAUGUUACGAUAAAGUUGCUGCUGCGCCGUCUAGUCACGUGGCUAAGCUGAGAAGAGCUUUGGAUUACUUAGAGGAUCAUUUGCCUAGGACCUUCGUUAAUCUGAUUCCGGUAUUAGAUGUUUCAGUUAGUCUCAGAAUUAAAAGAACUGUGAUGUGUAGAUUUCUACACCGGCUGUUUUGUGAAUGUUUUCAUAAAGGAGGUGAUGAAUUUAACGUGAUAACGUCUCUUACCAAGGCUUACCAACUAGCAGAAGAGGAAUUGAUACUCAGUGGAAGAUACGACAAAAGGGACGAUUUUACAGUGGUCUUGCAGCCUUUUAUGAAAUUAUUUAAUGCUCCAGAAGAUCCGGUACACAGAUACGAUGAAGUCAUUGACAUUUCUUACAUAACUCAUGAUUGUUUUCAUUUUUCCCAAAAAGGACAUGCUCUGGCUGCUAAUAUGUUGUGGAAUAAUCUUCUGGAACCAGUUGGAAGAAAGGAUACAAAAAAAUUAAAAAGGGUAUUGGAUAUAUUUCGUUGUCCCCAAGAAAAUGUUCCUUUCUUAUUUACUAACAGAAAUUCUUAUUUAGAAUGAUUAAUAAGGCACGUGAAGAAGGUAUUGAAUUUUUCAAGACAUCCAUUAUUAUGUGUGA